Oryza sativa Japonica Group (Japanese rice) is the source of this 1336-nucleotide messenger RNA. RefSeq lists its product as uncharacterized. NCBI's taxonomy places the organism in Eukaryota, Viridiplantae, Streptophyta, Magnoliopsida, Poales, Poaceae. The record is from RefSeq and is a predicted model, not a curated record.
CUCUUCUUCCUCCUCUCUCUCCCCAUCUCCCCUUUCUUUGUCUCUCUUGCGCUGGGGAUGGGCACCAGAUGCGGCCGGCGACGACGACGGCGGCGGAAAUAGAGAAGAGCGGCCACCGGCCAUCUCUCUCUUGCGGGCGCGCUCGCUGGUAGGCCAGGGAAACCACCCUCAAAACCGCCGCGCGACGCCGCCCUUUCCCGCCACCGACCCCUCCCCUCUGGAGGAUGAAAACCUCGCCGCGCGACGGGGACACUGCCGACGAACGAACGAACGAUGCGUCCCUCCUGGUGCUCCGUCGCCACUCCAGAUGGGUCUCCUUGAGGUUGAGGACCUCCUCUUCGCCCCGCGCGUCGACGGCGGCGGCGGCGACGACGAGGGCAUGGCGGCGCCCGACUACGCCAUCCCUCCCCUCUCCCCCACCGCCUCCUCCGUCGUCCACCGAUGCGCCCGGAUCGCCGGCGUGGAGGUGGAGCAGCUGCUCCGGCGGUUUGAGCCGGAGAAGGGGGACCAGCCGCUGGUGUACGCCAGGAGCGUCGUGGAGUACUGCUCCUACAUUGCCCUGUGCGUCGAGACCAAGCGCCAUGACUACCUCAGCGACAGCGAGUUCCACUCGCUCACCUACGACAUGAUAAUCGCCUGGGAAGCGCCCGACGACGAGACGGACGCCGCGUUGUAGGGUGCUGAGAUUUGCAAAACGUAUAUCAGGUGACCAUCACCGAUCUCUCCCCGGCGCCCAUGCACGGAAGGCAGCUGCGCGUCGCCUACCAGGGUGUCCUGGCUCCCGGGUGCCUACAGCGAGGCGGCGGCGGCCAAGGCCUACCCAUUCUGCGACGCCAUCCCCUGCGACCAGUUCGAGGUGGCCUUUCAGGCCGUGGAGCUCUGGAUCGCCGACCGCGCCGUCUUCCCCGUCGAGAACUCCCGCGCCGUCGUGCCCGUCGAGCAUCCCUCGGGGAGCUCACCCUCAACGCCAUGGGCCUCAACGUCGCCCGCGAGGCCUUCGACGACACCGCGGCCGCCGCCGAGCACGUCGUCGCCGCGGGGCUCCGGGACACCGCCGCCAUCGCAUCCUCCCGCGCCGCCGACCUGUACGGGCUCCAGGUGCUCGCCGACGGCAUACAGGACGACGCCGGGAACGUGACGCGGUUCGUGAUGCUGGCGCGGGAGCCCAUCAUCCCGCGAACGGACCGGCCCUUCAAGACGAGCAUCGUGUUCGCGCACGACAGGGAGGGGACGUCGGUGCUGUUCGGUGCUGUCGGCCUCCGCGUUUCGGGACAUCAGCCUGACCAAGAUCGAGAGCCGGCCACACCGCUCUUCUGAACUGAAGAGAGGGGAGAUG